AUGGAGUGUUUCCGACAAGUCUGGAGGUGCAUGAAGGCUCCAUUUACACCAAAGGAAAAGGUGCUUGAAAUUGGCCUGCCAACCAAUUUUCGAAAGGAAGAGCCACCGGCUUGCUUCUCAGAUGCGGAGUCAGUCAUAUCGCCCAAUCAAACCACAAGCGAGCGACCAAUUCUGACAAAGGAGCUACAGCAUGUUCAUGUAUCGGGAUCGCCGGGGAUCGAUAAUGACGAGACACGGCACGACAAUCGAGAUGACGGACCUCCAGCCGUUGAUGGAGGAGAAAAUACAGGCCCAAGUGCGGGCUAUGAGCGUGGAGGUGUCAAGCCCCUCCUUAGGUCAUUGACGCGAUGGUUAAAGACGACAGCAGUCGAAGACCACGAAGCUCAUGAAAUACAGGUGUUGGAUAAGAGUGUGCAGGACGCGUCUGUUCAGGGCGGACAGGUUGAGGCGGCUUUGGAUAGAUCAUCUGCUUGA
This is a messenger RNA of Penicillium verhagenii, 474 nucleotides long. RefSeq lists its product as uncharacterized. The record is from RefSeq and is a predicted model, not a curated record. NCBI's taxonomy places the organism in Eukaryota, Fungi, Ascomycota, Eurotiomycetes, Eurotiales, Aspergillaceae. The coding region runs from base 1 to 474 and encodes 157 amino acids. The transcript has 2 exons.